This is a messenger RNA of Sphenostylis stenocarpa, 1125 nucleotides long. Lineage: Eukaryota; Viridiplantae; Streptophyta; Magnoliopsida; Fabales; Fabaceae. The record is from the annotation of a GenBank genome assembly.
AUGGCAGAGGAACUUGACCUGGACAACGUGAAGGCAGUGAAAGUGUUAGGCAAAGGAGCCAUGGGCACUGUGUUUCUUGUGCAACACAACUCCUGCCACGUGGCAGUCAAAGUCGUCGACAAAUCAUCGUCCCUGCACGACGCUUCUCGCCGUGGUCACUGGGAAAUCAGCGUUCUCUCUCGCUUGUCCCACCCCUUCCUCCCCACCCUAUUGGGCUCCUUUGAGUCUAACAACUUAAUGGGCUGGGCCGUCCCCUACUGCCCCGGCGGCGACCUCAACCUCCUCCGCUACCGCCAAACCGAUCACGUCUUCUCCCCCGCCGUCAUCCGCUUCUACCUCGCCGAGAUCCUCUGCGCCCUCCACCACCUUCACUCCAUGGACAUCGCCUACCGCGACCUCAAACCCGAAAACGUCCUCAUCCAAGAAUCCGGCCACGUCACCCUCACCGACUUCGACCUCUCCCGAACCCUCUCUCCCACCAAAACCACCACCUCUCCUUCCAACUCUCACAUUCCCGACACAGCUCCGCGCAAGCCCCGCCGCAACUUCCGCUGGGGCCCUCUCACCAAGGCCCCCAAGUCCGCCCGAGUCACCCCCGCAGCUCGCCGCGCCGCGCCGAGCUUUGAGCGCUCGAACUCGUUCGUGGGCACCGAGGAGUACAUCGCGCCGGAGGUCCUCCGAGGCGAGGGGCACGGCUUCGCCGUCGACUGGUGGGCCCUCGGCGUCCUCGCCCACGAGAUGCUCUACGGAACGACACCGUUCAAGGGGAAGAAUCGCAAGGAAACGUUUCGCAACGCGUUGUUGAAGACGCCCGAGUUUGUCGGGAAGAAAACGGCGUUGACGGACCUCAUCUCACGGUUGCUCGAAAAGGACCCCACCAAACGUUUGGGUUAUGUUCGUGGCGCUAACGAGAUCAAGGAGCACGAGUUCUUCAUAGGGGUUAAGUGGGACCUACUAACGGAGGUUAUGCGGCCGCCGUUUAUUCCGUCAAGAGACGACGGGACAACGCCUUUCGCCGAUGGAGUCGACAUCAGGGGAUACUUUCAGAGCUUGAAAUCUCCGCCGUCUUUGCCCCCUUCGCCGUUACCGUCACCGUCGUUUGAGUUUCAGUAUAAUAUUUCCUAA